Pocillopora verrucosa is the source of this 1017-nucleotide messenger RNA. Lineage: Eukaryota; Metazoa; Cnidaria; Anthozoa; Scleractinia; Pocilloporidae. The record is from RefSeq and is a predicted model, not a curated record.
AUGAAUCGGUCCUCUUCGGUUGGCCUUGAAAACAGCUGUGAUCAUUUAUUUUUUCCAGUUCGUCUCCGAUACAAUUUUUCCGAUCUAACACACAGUAAUCUGAUCGUAGCGGCUCUUCUCAGCAUCGUCGCCUGUCCGUUCACCUGGUUUUUGAACGCGAUGGUUAUUUUGGCCGUCAAAACCAAACGACGUCUUCAAACUCACUCCAACAUGUUUUUGGCAUCUUUAGCGCUUACUGAUCUAGUGACUGGGAUGAUUGUUCAACCUUUGCAUGGAGUUAUGACAAUUUUUAUGCUGCAGAGAAAAGGUUUUCACGAGUUUUGCCAAGUAAAUCUGGCUUUUAGCUUCUCCUUCUCACUAAUUUGCCAUUCUGUAUUAUGUCACUUGGUUUUGAUAUGCGGAGAACGAUACCUCACAAUCAAAUACUCUUUCACACAUCACGAAAUGCUCACUAAAACGCGUGUUAUAGUUUUAUCAGCUUGCGCCUGGAUCCCGGGCAUUCUUGUUUACUUCUUUUUGUCCAGGGCAACAAGGAUUCCAGUCACAGUUGUCACAAUAGCAUUGUUGAGUUCAAUCAUCUGCCUUCAGGUCCUCGUGUAUAAGGAAGCCAGACGCCAUGAAAAGCGGAUUCUUGCCUGUCAAGUUUCUGAGGAGGCCAAAGCCAAAUUCAAGGGAGAAAAAAAGGCCUUGAAGUCAACCACUUUGAUGAUAGUGAUAAUUUUGCUAUUUUUCAUUUUGCCAAUAGGUCUAAUGGCCGCCACAUGGUUUCUAUUCGGAGAAAAGUUUUCGGAAAGCGAAAAAACUACAGUUCGUCAUUUCGUGUUUGGAUUAAUACAAUUGAUUUCUACUGUCAACCCGAUUAUACACGUUUGUCGAAACAAACAAUUUCUCGUCGCAUUUAUUGAAUUGCUGUCAAGAAAAGGUUUCCAAGAGGCCGAAGAAAUUGCAAGGAAUCUGUGUAGACCAAGACGCGUUGGAGUGAGACCUGAAGCUCGACAAGGAAUAGAAAUGGUGUAA